GCAAUAAUAAAUAGCACUAUCACCCCCAACAUGACAUUUACUAAAACAUCCCAGAAGUUUGGCCAGUGGGCAGACAGCAGGGCGAAUACAGUCUAUGGCUUGGGAUUUUCAUCUGAACAUCACCUUUCAAAAUUUGCUGAAAAAUUUCAGGAAUUCAAAGAAGCUGCACGACUAGCAAAGGAAAAAUCCCAAGAAAAGAUGGAACUAACAAGUACACCCUCUCAAGAAUCAGCUGGAGGGGAUAUUCAGUCUCCUUUAACGCCAGAAAGUAUUAACGGGACAGAUGACGAGAGAGCGACGCCGGAAGUGACGCAGAACUCAGAACCAAGGGCUGAACCAACUCAGAACGCAUUGCCAUUUACCCAUAGUUCGACAAUCAGCAAACAUUGGGAGGCAGAACUGGCCACGCUCAAGGGUAAUAACGCUAAGCUCACAGCAGCGCUGCUGGAGUCCACUGCCAACGUAAAACAAUGGAAACAACAACUUGCUGCGUAUCAGGAGGAAGCAGAACGUCUUCAUAAGCGGGUGACUGAGCUAGAGUGUGUAAGCAGUCAAGCCAAUGCAGUCCACACACAUAAAACAGAAUUAAACCAGACAAUACAGGAGUUAGAGUCUACGCUGAAGAAAAAAGAAGAGGAAAUCGAAGGAUUGAAACAAGAAAUCGACAAUGCCAGAGAGCUCCAGGCACAGAGGGAUUCUCUGACCCAGAAGUUACAGGAAGUAGAAAUUCGAAACAAAGACCUGGAAGGCCAGCUGUCUGAUCUAGAGCAACGUCUGGAGAAAAGUCAGAAUGAGCAAGAAGCUUUUCGCAAUAACUUGAAGACACUUUUAGAAAUUCUUGAUGGAAAAAUAUUUGAACUAACAGAGUUACGAGAUAACUUGGCCAAGCUAAUAGAAUGCAGCUAAAGAAAAUGGGAUUUCAGUGCCAAUCAGCUUAAAGAUGCACUGUCUCUCUUCAUAGGACUGUGUUGGGCUCUGCAUCAAAGUUGCACAAAAUUAGAAAAUGCUCCUCUGAGAGGGCUUGUUUUAAAUUUGAGUCGUAUUUCAAUGUAAAAUUUAGAACUCAGCUUGUAGCUAGUUGAAGAAAAAAACAACAAACAAAAAAACUUGAAUUACAAAUUACCUCCUUGUACAUUAUUGGCCACAGAUAACUUGAAAGAUAUUAACAGUAAUUGAAUGCAAUCCUUUUCUAAUUAUCAGUGAUGGAAGAAUUAGCAGUGUCCCAGGUCACAUCCCCGUUUUGUGAUAGACACAAUAUAGGUUAUCUGCUGUUUUAUUUAUUUAAGAUAUUUAGUUGCUGUGUUUUGUGCAAGAACUUAGUGAUGACAGCCCUGUAUUUUGUUGUUCUUAAUAAUUUCUCAGGAUACUUUGCACUGUGGAGAAGCAGUGCCAUUACCAGUUUAUUCUUGCUGGGAGUGAGAGAGAGUUGCAUCUUUAAUUGAAACAAAGUUA
Molecule: messenger RNA, 1452 nt
Organism: Gymnogyps californianus (California condor)
Lineage: Eukaryota; Metazoa; Chordata; Aves; Accipitriformes; Cathartidae
Gene: HOMER1
Product: homer scaffold protein 1
Exons: 7
Coding region: 31-906 (291 amino acids)
Biological process (GO): G protein-coupled glutamate receptor signaling pathway; regulation of store-operated calcium entry
Cellular component (GO): cytoplasm; plasma membrane; dendrite
Molecular function (GO): G protein-coupled glutamate receptor binding
Source: RefSeq, a predicted model, not a curated record